AUGGUGCGCCGUGUGCAGAGACCCUGGAUCGUGAUCCUGUUGCCGUGCUUUGCACUUGCCUGGGCCUUCAUCCGGCAGAGUUCCUGGUCGCGCAGCGCUUUUGCCGGCGGCCGGCAAGAGCGGGGCACGCGCGGUCCCAUAACUCCUGUGCAUGCGGCGCCCACGGCGGAGGCGGCCCGAGUGGAGCUGCGCGACGAGACCCGCCUUCUGCGAGAGACGGUGACAGAUCUGGUUUCGGAAGUCCGCCUGCUCCGGCAGGAGCUCACAGGCGAAGUCCAGGCCGAGACUUCGCCAGCGGCGCCCACACCCUCGGAGACGGAAGCGAAGAUCCCGGUGGCCCCGACACCGGCCAGUCAGGCUUCGCCAGCGCAGACAGCCUCGCGAGCAGCAAAGGCCAGCAGCAAGGGACCGCCCAAGGGGACCACUGCCAUCAAAGUCGUCAGCGCCGGCGGCGAUGCGGGGGACAUUGCAGACUUCUUCCUGGAAGAUCAGCAAGUACCGAUUGGCGGUAUGUCGAGCAGGCGCGGGUUGAAUGUGGUGGUGAUUGACUCGUCAGCCGGGCAUUUGCUGUCUGCGAAGACAUAUGACAUUUGGGGAAACCCGCUGGAAGAGAACCGCAGACUGGCAAAGGACCUGAGAGCCGUGGAGGAGGACGACAUCGUCCUGGUGGCCUUGAAAGAUUCGGGCGGAGAGAAUUUGGACGGCGAAGCUAUCCACGCACUCCAAGGGCUGGGCGCAACUCUGGAAGGGCGUUUGGCUUUCCGACAGGGCUAUGCGCUCAUAGGUGUAAAGGACGGGGAAGCCUUGGCGGAGCGAAAAGGACCCAUGGUUAUGGCAGAGGCGGGAACUUUGGGCUCCGUUCCAUCAUUGAUAUCGUGGCAAGGGGCAACAGUCGAACGACUGCAGUGCUACAGUCCUAGAAGUCGUAACAUGUGCAACUUCUUUCGUGGCAUACAGACCUGGUUUGGCCUGGGCUUUGAGCUACAGGCAGCCUUGAAGCAUUGCUGUUGGCAGAGGCCAAACUGCCCUUCGCGGUGCGGCCGCCACAGGCCCCGGUGA
Symbiodinium sp. CCMP2592 is the source of this 1059-nucleotide messenger RNA. The record is from the annotation of a GenBank genome assembly. Lineage: Eukaryota; Dinophyceae; Suessiales; Symbiodiniaceae.